CUAAUUUAUUGGAUUAGGGCUACGUAGAUGACAUUUCCUCCAUUAGACUGAUGUAGUAGUAGUAUUAGCAGUUUCUUGUUUGUUUAAUAAGAAACUUUUGUGGUAGAAAAAUGGCUUUAUAGGACAGCUGCCCCCCUUGGUCUUUUCUUGUCUUUCGAGUUAACUAAUCGCAGUAGCCUGAAAACUUGAUUUCCAAUGCUACUAUGAAUUGACGGAAUUCCAUCGACAUUGACAUUUCCCUUAGGGUGAAGUGAAAUCAAUGCUACUGUGUGAAUUCCAGAAGUUCUCACAUCGAUUCUUACAGACCUCUCAAACCCGGUCUGACAGUGGAACGAAAUUGACGUAAGUAUAAUUCUACACUUGUUCAGUUGUUUGAUUAUGAAUAUGGAUGACUACAAAAACGAGAAUUAAACAUAUAUAAUGUGUGUGUAAAGAUCAAAACUUCUAACUGGGUUGUCGUGGACACGUGCACACGUUAUUGACGCAAACAUACAAUAUUUUUUUUUUCUUCUCUCCUUAUAUUUGACAUGCCAUGCCAUGUAUGUGAUCUUGUAACGUUGUAAAUGACUCUAACAAGUGACAAUAUAAUGAGUUCUCUUUUCUCGAACAACAAUUGAAUCGCUAACAUCGCGAGAGAUGCUUGGCCACCCCGACAUGGUCGACCACCCAAAAAAUUCCAGCACUAACCGUUGGAGUUUUACACCAUGCUUCGUCCCUACCAAGCACCCAAAUUGAAAUUAUGGUGUCCCUCCAAUUCCAAAGAACAGCUCUAAGAGCCGUUGCAGUGGGAGUGGCCCAGCACCGCAAUGCAAAAGAAGAAGAAGAAGAAAAAGCAUUUCUUAAUGUAGUGGUUGAUAGUGAAGGAGGAGGAGGAGGAGAAAAGAAAUGGGUAAUAAUAUGCAGAAUCAAGGCUGUAAAGAACAUAAACAAUAGCUACAUUAUCGAAUGGUCGGCUAAAUUAUAUUGGUUUUCAUUAUGUCAUCACCCCCGGCCGGGAAGAAACAACAAAAAACAAUUACAAUCAAUAUACUUUUGUUUGCCACCGGCCAGUGCAGAUCGACAACGAUUCGGUUUACAGUACACUGAAUCGGAAAAAAAAUUCACAUUUGAUUUACGUCAAACUGAACGGGACGCUUAACUCAAUGAAAUUCUCGUAAGAGUAAGGUAAACAAGGUUGGAAUUUCGACAUUUUGGUCCAGUUCUAGUUCUUGCAUAACCCUCCCCAUAUUUCGUCUGGUUCAUUUUUCGACUCGGUCGAACCACGGACCGUACCCGAUCAUAUCAUGUUCGACCAUCGACAAAGAUUUAUAUAAUCAUAAAAUGAAAUCACUUGAUAUUCGCAAGAACUUUGAUGCAAGCAUUGUAAAACCACACCAGAAAAGUCAACGAUAGGAUAUAUUUUUUUACUAAAAAUUAUUAUUUAACCGUGGUUCAACCGCAUCAUACCACUAGAACCGAUAACCGAUUUAAGAUCUGAUACUCGAUAGUUCCGAUCUGACUAAAUGGCAGGGGACAGUUUCUGAAACUUUAAUUUAUUGUCUGUUUUUCUUUUUCCUCCUCAACUUUUUAAAGUAAAAAAUAAUUAGGAGGCAAAAAAAAUUUAGAGAAGACAACAUGACUUUCUCAUUAAUCAUUAAUCAUUGCUCAUCUCCUUCCCCAAUCCCACUCUCCAUAUAUACCCCUCUCUUCUCCACUUCCCACUUCAAACCCCAACUUCCACAACCAUCUCCUCAACCCCUUCUUUCAUCAACCUUACCCUCUCAACCCCCAAAAAACAAACAAAAAUGGCGAAAGACGUGGAGGCCGAGCAGCCGGCGGCGCCGGAGUUCUCCGCCAAGGACUACCACGACCCACCGCCGGCACCCUUAAUCGACCUCGACGAGCUCACCAAAUGGUCCUUCUACCGCGCCCUGAUCGCCGAGUUCAUCGCUACACUCCUCUUCCUCUACAUCACCGUCCUCACCGUCAUCGGCUACAAGUCCCAGACCGACCCCUUGACCCACACCGGCGCCGACGCGGCCUGCGGCGGCGUCGGCGUCCUCGGCAUCGCCUGGGCCUUCGGCGGCAUGAUCUUCAUCCUCGUCUACUGCACCGCCGGGAUCUCCGGGGGCCACAUCAACCCGGCCGUCACUUUUGGGCUCUUCCUGGGCCGCAAGGUGUCGCUCUUGCGGGCCGUGGGCUACAUGGUGGCCCAGUGCCUCGGUGCCAUCUGCGGUUGUGGGCUCGUCAAGGCCUUCCAGAAAUCCUACUACACGCGCUACGGCGGUGGGGCCAAUGAGCUGGCGGCUGGGUACAAUAAAGGGACCGGAUUGGGCGCCGAGAUUAUCGGGACUUUUGUUUUGGUCUACACCGUGUUCUCGGCCACGGAUCCUAAGAGAAGCGCCAGAGACUCCCAUGUUCCCGUGUUGGCGCCGCUUCCAAUUGGGUUUGCGGUGUUCAUGGUCCACCUGGCUACUAUUCCAAUAACUGGGACAGGGAUCAACCCGGCUAGGAGUUUUGGUGCUGCUGUUAUCUACAACAAGGACAAGGCAUGGGAUGAUCAGUGGAUCUUCUGGGUGGGGCCAUUCAUUGGAGCAGCCAUAGCUGCGUUCUACCACCAGUUCGUGCUGAGAGCAGCAGCAAUCAAGGCUCUGGGUUCCUUCAGGAGCAAUGCCUGAAGUUGAUUUACGUUAAUUAUCAUGAGGGGAAGCAUGAAGCUGGUUGAGAAAGAAUAAGUUGUCUGCUCUGCUGCAAAUUUGAAGAGAGGAGGAAGAAGAAGAGGGCAAGGGAAAGUGUAAAUAAAAAAGGGGUGAAAGGAGAAGAGAGAUGUGAUGUUUCAACAAUAGGCUUGAAUUCCCUCUAUUGCUCUUUUGCUUUCCCUUUGUUUUUACCUUUCUAUAAUCUGUACUUAUUAUCUCUUUGCUUUUGUUGUAAUUUAUCAUGUGGAAUUGUGGUGGUGGAGGUUUGUUUGUGUGUAUUUUCUGGUUGGCUUCUUCCACCUUAUCAAAUUUCUAGUGAAAUGGGUCUUUUCCCCUCUUUAUUUAUCUAUGUUAUCUUCUUUCAUAUGAAAUCCUGGAGAAAGGGUAGAUGGUUUCGUUUCAUUGAGUGGGUUGGAGUGUGCAUCGUUGUCUUUACAUGAAAAAAAGAGGAAGAAGGUAUCAUUUGUGUUGAGUGUGGCUAGGAGGUUUGGAGUGAUUUCUAAGUGAUCUCAUUAUAAUUUGAAAAGUUCUAUUUAUUUUGAUGUAAAAAAAUGAGAUGGGCUUCAUUUGAAGAUAAUCGAGAUGUAAAAUUCGACUAUUGUAUAAUUCGAUGUAGCCAAUCCAACCUACACCACUACGAGUCUACAACAACAUUCUAUUUGGACAUGGAAUCCAUAACAAACUUUAUAUAUUAUAUACAAUUGAUAGAUAUAUUAUCUUCUCUAGAAAGUUCAGCUUAAGAGAUGUGCUCAAAAUGAUAAACUAAUUGCAAACACACUUUUAAGUUUCUCAAUACCUAAUCCGAAUAUUCCAUUGAAGAUGGGGUAUCUUACGAAACACUUUUAAUAGAAUAAGUGGAGGGAUGAGAAUAAAUCACCAUAAUAAUGCCAAAAAUGUAGGGGGGGAAAUAAGGAGCAUAUGCAUCAUGCAUGUCAUACUCGAGAGAGGAUACCAUUCAGUUCGAUGCAGAAGCCAACCAAUUGAGAUAGGAUCGGUGUUGAUAGCAUGUUUGGUUCAUAUGGUUUUUAUUUGAUUCAUAUCAUUACUAGCAAUAAGAUAAAAUUUAUAUAUAUUCAAAUCGAUCCAAAUAUCGAUUCGGUAUGAUUUUUGAUCCGUCAUGAAUCAGAUAGUUACCCAACCCUGGUCACAUCCAAAACCAUAAACGAAAGGGGCAUGUCAAUUUAAUUAAUGGGAAGAAUUGUGAGUAAACAAAUGACUCUUUUUGUUGCCCUAAGCAACAUAUACUAAACCACAAUGAAUAAACAAACACUAGAAAGGACCGACAAAGUGACAAAUCAUUAGCUUUGGACAAAGAAAAAUUAGCAACCCUACUACCACAAAAGAAUUUAAUUAGACUAGCUAGAAAACAUAAACGAACAAAAAAAACCUAACCACUAAUCUCCCGCAUAUAGGUGUAUAGGAAGUCCACCCCUACAAAUUUUACACCAUGUUUCCACAUCAAACUUAGCCACAAAUUAUUUAGGGCAUUAUAAUAUUUGAAAGGUUAGUUGAGUGAGAGAGCAUCCUUAUCCACAACUUGGAUUAAAGAGCUUAAUUAAUUAUCAUAGCCAUUAAGUAAACAACUCUUUACAUCUCUUUCAAUAUGCUUAAUAGUGAUCAAGACCGUUCAUUAAGAAAAUAGUAAUCACGACCGGCUUUAUAAAGGAGUUGGUUUAGACGGUGAGGUGGCUGUUUUGUCAUGGUGGUUCGAAGAAGAAGAAGAAAAACAACAACAUUAGUUUUCAAGGUGGACGGUGUUUUUGGAUCUAAUAGUGAUGGCUUUAUUACUGUUCUUUAUAUUGGUUUUUUAGACACAUAUAUAUGGUGAGUUUGCAUUUUACUUUGGUACGACGUGUUUUUAGUAAGAAAAUGAUAUAUAAAUUUAAAAGUAAUCGAAUUAUAAAUUGUGAUAUUAUAU
Molecule: messenger RNA, 4596 nt
Organism: Linum trigynum
Lineage: Eukaryota; Viridiplantae; Streptophyta; Magnoliopsida; Malpighiales; Linaceae
Source: the annotation of a GenBank genome assembly